AUGUACAUUUUCAAAUUACUUACUGGGAACCAACAUGCUUUUAAAAACACUGAAUUGUCAUUUCAGCAGAGCCCGCCUGAGGACAAUGGCCAGCUUGAAGAUCGUCAUGUAACACUUGGCAAUCAGAAGGCACCCUGUGAUUUUGCACCUGCCAGAGCUGCUACAUCGAGUCAUGUGACUUAUGACAACCCUGGGUGUCUUCAAGGAUCGUUUGACCAGAGCAGCCACAUAUUCGGGGAAAAUGCAGGUAAGCAGUGUGCUACAAAUGGCAUAGCGGCGAUUAUGACCCACACCACCCAUAGCGUUCUCAAAUGGAAAAAAAAGAACAUUCAUCAUAUUCUAAAACAAGGUAAUGGCUUGUACACAUCUAUGCUAGAAAAUAAGGAAAUCAGUGCAGCCAAAACCAGUGGGCAUAUUUUCAUUUCCGAGUUACCCAGACACUGCAAAUUAAACAAUAAAUUAUUUAGUUUGGAAUAUUUUGAUACACUCACUGGAAGUCUUGAUCAAAAGGAUGAUUAUGACGCUUCUUUGCAAAACAUAGCCAUGCCUUUAGAAGAGGCUAUUCAGAAGACACUGCUGCAGACAGACACAUGCUUGCUCAACAUCCAAGGAAGUGUCUGUGCCGUUUUCAAGGUCGAAACUGCUUUUGCAGUUUUCGAUCCUCAUUCUCGUAGUACUUGGGGUUCGGUUGCACCGGAUGGAACCAGCAUAGUAGCGCACUAUGCUACUGUGUAUGAGUUAUAUGACCAUAUUGAGAACCUUGUCAAUUCCUUAUAUCAAAAUCAUCCACAUGCUUUUGAUAUCCCAAACAAGGUGUUUGAAGUCACUGGUGUGAAAGCUGUUGAGGUAAACUCACCAUUUACUGCUUUAACUGCACAGCCUGAAGCCAGCACUUCGGCACAUGACGGUACUUUGGACACUGACAGUGACUCUGAUCUCUGUGACCUUUCGGUAACAGAUAGAAAUUUCCUUGCAUACGCGUCUUUUUCCCUUGAAACUUGUGUCACUUCUACAUGUGACACAGCUGUAAACAUUGACAGUGAUCCUCCAAUUCACACAGAGGGUGCAUCAGAUGUCUGUUUCAUUUCUGUAACAGAUAGCCCCAAUAUAAUAUUUACUGGAUUGACAUCAAGGGAAAAAAACUGGAUCUGCAACAAACUGAAUGUCGUACCAAGUUUAGAUCCAAAUAUUGUUGUACAAACCUUCGAUAUGGCACAGCCUGAGCCAUGCCAAACAACAUCCAUUGAAGGUGACGGUAAUUGUUUCUUUCGUUCUCUUUCGUCUGUAUUGAGUGGUUGCGAGUCACAUCACAAGGCCUUUCGAAAGGCUGUAGUGAAUCACAUCUCAAAUAAUCCACUUAAUUACAUUACUUGUCUAAGACGGCAAUUUGAUUCUGUGGAGCAAUAUCUCCGGGACUCAAAAAUGAAAUAUGUUGGAUCUUGGGCAACAGAGUUGGAAAUACAAGCUUCUGCAGAUUUGCUCUGUGUUGAUAUUUACACAUACAGUCAACAGAAAUGGAUUACGUUUACGGCGAACAUUGAGCCAAUUUCAAGAAAAGCUAUAUAUCUGAAUCAUUGCAACGAAUGCCAUUAUGAACCAAUUGCAUGUGUUAAAGGAAAAACCUCUCAUACAUGCUUUAGUUUAACUAGCUUCUGUGAAAUGUCGCACAAAAUGUCCAAUGCAGACCUUGUUUCACCACGUAAAAAAUGUAGUGAUAAAUUAAAAGAUCUAAGGAAAAAGAAAACAUAUGCUGAAGACACAGAAUAUAGGCGAGUUAAAAAGCUAAAAACACAAGAAAGAUAUUAUUGUGAUGAACAGUAUCAAGCAAAUCGGAAAACUAGCAGUAUCGAAAAAUAUACUAAUAAUGAACCGUUCAAACAACAACUCAUAAACAGCGGUAUCGAAAAAUAUGCUAAUAAUGAAACGUACAAAGAAGAAGUAAAAAAACGCAGUAUUGAAAAAUAUGCUAAUAAUGAACCAUUCAAACAACAAGUAAUAAACCGCAGUUUUGAAAAAUAUGCUAAUAAUGAACCAUUCAAACAACAAGUAAAAAACCGCAGUAUUGAAAAAUAUGCUAAUAAUGAACCAUUCAAACAACAAGUUAAAAACCGCAGUAUUGAAAAAUAUGCUAAUAAUGAACCGUUUAAAGAACAAGUCAUAAACAGCGGUAUAGAAAAAUAUGCUAAUAAUGAGCAGUACAAAGAACAAGUAAAAAACCGCAGUAUUGAAAAAUAUACUAAUAAUCCUGCCCAUCGUGACCAGGUGAUACAAAGAAUUGUAAUCAAAUACAGAGAAGAUCCGGCUUAUAAGCCCUCUGUAAUUGAAAGAAACUGUCAAAAGAGACUUAAUCUAACCCUCUUAAAACAUAAUAUCGACUUUGUAAUUGAACUCUUCCAAGAAGAGGUCAAACAUGGACCAGAACAUGUUUGUUGUGUAUGUCACAGAUUAUUGUUCCGAAAGCAAGUUAGAUUAUGUGACAUGUCUUCAUUUGAAUCCAAGACUUCAACAGUGUCAGCAAUUGCAAAACAAUGCAUUACCACAAAAUAUCUCCAUCAAUGUGAUAACGCAUGUUUAACGCCAUGCACACUAAAACAGACAGUUGCUGGGAAAUUGUGGAUAUGUUUCAGUUGCAACUCCAAGAUACUCAGUGGUAAGGUUCCCCAGGAGAGCGCUGUUAACAAUAUGGCAUUGGAUCCAAUUCCUGACGAAUUAGGCACACUGAACUCAUUAGAACAACACCUGUGCGCAUUGAAUAUUCCCUUUAUGCGACUUGUGGCAUUGCCACGAGGUUCUCAGAAUUCUGUCCAUGGGCCGGUGACUUGCGUUCCAUCAAACAGCGAUGUAGUCACUUCGGUUCUCCCUAGGCUAGAAAAUCAAGAUUUAAUGAUCCGAAUAAAACUGAAAAGAAAACUUACUUAUAAGGGGCAUUAUCAGUAUCAAUAUGUGCACACUCAAAAAAUCCAAAAUGCGAUAGCCUGUUUAAAGGACAUGAAUAAAUGGUAUAAGGACAUAGACUUUAACGCAGAAUGGGAAAAUCCCUUGCCAGAAGAUGCAUGUUCUGUUUUGAAAGAAUGCAACCCAGUUAAUGACACUCCAUCUGCACCUGAAAGCAGUGACAUUACAACUCAAUCAGACCAGGUGUCGGAUGAUGAAGAAGCUGACCACAUCUAUGAAACUCAAACACACGGGUUACUUUUGGACACAUGUUUGCAACCAAUUGAUAUCGCACAGGAAAUAUUUGAUCAGCAUUUCGAAAGUGUUUUAUCAAUAGCUCCAGCUGAGGGCAACAGUCCUGUUAGGCUGCUGACAGAUAAGGGCAAUGAAGCAAAAUGUUUUCCAACUCUUUUCCCCAAAGGGACAGGUACAUUCCAUGAUGCACGGCCCCACAGGCUCACUCUCAGUAGAUACAUCAACACACGAAUCCUAAAUGCUGAUGGGAGGUUUAGCAGCAACUUGGACUACAUUUUCUAUGCUCAAUAUUUAUCCGAGGUCAAUCAGGUUGUUUCCAAGGUUUCCAUAGCGUUGAGAAAAGGUUACCAUGCAGGGGAAUCAUUGGCUAUAACUUCCGCCAUGCUUUCAAACAAAGACUAUGUACAAAAUGUCUUAAAAACCGAUCUCGGUUACAAGUUCCUUCAACCGAUCCGAGGGACUCCAGUUUUUUGGCAAGGUGUACAGAAAAAUCUAUUUGCUAUGGUUCGUCAGCUUGGUGUCCCUACUUGGUUCUGUUCAUUUUCAUGUGCUGAUUUACGCUGGACUGAACUCAUCGAUGUUUUCAUGAGACUACAGAAAAUACAGGGAAAUGUCAACGACCUGGACUGGUCACAGAGGUGCAAUUUACUCAAAACUAAUCCGGUUACCGCGGCAAGAAUGUUCCAACACAGGUUUCAGACUUUCCUAAAUGACGUCAUCAAGUCACCAGCUAACCCCAUUGGUAAAGUUAUCGACACAUUUUUUAGAGUUGAAUUCCAACAACGCGGCUCACCCCAUACUCAUUGUCUGUUCUGGGUAGAAAAUGCACCGAAAAUAGGCAAAAACACAGACCAAGAAGUCACACAAUUUAUUGAUAAAUACAUCAGUUGUGAACUCCCGCCAGCAACCGACGCAUUGCAUGAAGUUGUUUCCAGCGUUCAAAAACACAGCUCCAAGCACUCAAAGAGUUGUAGGAAAAAAGGCACAACAUGCAGAUUUAACUUUCCACGUCCUCCAAGCAACCACACCUUUCUUUGUAGAAGUAAAACAGACGAGGACCAGGAGGUAACAGACGCUGAUCCGAUAGACGUCUCUAUAUUAGAAAUGCGAAAAGAAAAAGAGGUGGCUAAAAGUGUCAUGACAAGGGUCAAACAUGCUCUUUCAAGUCCAGACCUAACCUUCGACACUGUGGAUCAGCUAUUUGCUUCCAUUAACAUCACCCAGGAAAUGUUUGAAAAUGCCUACCGAUUGACAACCAAUAAAAACGCGGUUGUACACAAACGCAACCCAUCAGAUGUUUACGUUAAUCAAUACAACAAAGACCUUUUGCGUUGCUGGGAUGCCAACAUGGACAUACAAUAUGUCUGCGAUGCUUUUGCUUGUGUAGUAUACAUAAUAUCCUACAUCUCAAAAGCAGAACAAGACAUGGGCUUAUUGUUACAACAUACUCAAAAUGAAAUGAAAAAACAUGGAAAUUUAGAUGCAAAACAAACACUCAAUAAGUUGGGAAGUGUCUUUCUCCACAAUCGCGAGGUCUCAGCUCAAGAAAGUGUUUAUCGAGUUACAAACAUGCAUCUCAACGAAUGCUCAAGACUGGUCACAUUUAUCCCUACUGGUGAAAAUACCGUCAGAAUGAGUUUUCCUCUCAGUGUCAUUCAAAGCAAAGCAGAACAGGAUGACACAUCAACAGACUCGAUAUGGAUGACGAGCAUAACGGACCGCUAUAAAAACCGCCCCCAGGGCGCAAUUUUUCAUGAUAUUUGUAUAGCCACAUUUGCUUCAAAAUACAGAGUUCUGUACGGGAAAGAGCAGCACAGCCAGGGCUCUGUUAAACUGGAAAAUAACACUGGCUUUGUUAAGAUGAGAACUAGGGGACCUGAUGCUGUUGCUAAAUACGCUCGUUUCUCACAAACCAAAUAUCCAGAAAAACACUACCACAGUUUGCUACAAUUGUUUUUGCCUCAUUAUUCAACAGAUGAGUUAAAACCUCCACCGUACAACAGUUAUGAGCAGUUUUACAGGACCGGUUCCAUCACUAACAGCAGCAAUACAACGCAAAGUGUUAAGGAAGUUGUAGAUUUCAAUAGAUCCCUGUUUGAAGUAGAUGCAGAUGAGCUCGACAGAUGCCAAGAGGUUGCAGGGCACCGCGGGGCUCACGACGAGGCAUGGGCAGACCUUUGCCCUGAAUCUGAGUUGGAGCGAUUAGAAUGUCAGGAGGAGAUGUCUAACAACAACGACACAAAUCACAAUGAAAGAGAAGCCAUACCGGACUUGCAGUCGGACGCAAAGGCAACGCUGUCUAAAGAAUUUCCCACACACUCGAUACAAAGAGCUGAAGGUCUGUCCAUUAUGCGCACGUUAAACGAACAACAGACUCAAAUUUUUUACAAAAUCCGCGCAUGGUGCCUUGACAAAAUCAAUGGCAAAAACCCAGACCCGUUUCGCGUAUUCAUUUCAGGGGGAGCAGGCACGGGAAAGUCGCACCUGAUUAAAGCUGUGUACUACGAGUCAUGCAGACUCUUUGCAAGAAUGUCCAUUAAUCCAGACGACACUCAUGUUUUGCUAGCUGCUCCUACAGGAGUAGCAGCAUAUAAUAUCAACGGAAGCACAAUACACAGCACCUUUGCUAUUACUACCACUGCCAAACUGCCAUAUCAACCUCUAGGAGAUGAAAGAAUCAAUUCGUUAAGAGCCACCAUGAAAGACUUACAAAUACUCAUUUUGGACGAGGUGAGUAUGGUUGAUCAUAAAAUCCUGACGUAUGUCCAUGGCAGACUACGACAAAUAAAGCAACAAGGAGAUUAUGCAUUGUUUGGGAAUGUAUCAAUCAUGGCAGUUGGUGACUUCUUCCAGCUCGGCCCUGUAAAGGGAACACCUCUUUACCACGAGCAAUUGGUGACCGAUCUGUGGAACAAUCAUUUCACUCACAUUGAGUUGACAAAGAUAAUGCGACAAAAAAACAAAGAGUUUGCUGAAACAUUAAAUCGUCUUAGAAAACACAGAAAAGGAGACAAUCUUUACCAGCGAGAUGAAGUCUUGCUAAGACAACGCGAGACCGGCGAGGGGGAACUGACACAGGACCUUCACAUUUUCGCCACAAACGAUGAAGUGGCAGCCCAUAACACCGCCAUGUUACACAAGACGUGUACGGAUUUGGUGCAAAUUAAAGCUCAAGAUUCUCAGAGAAACCCUACCACAGGACAAGUAACAAGAAAAAAUAAUCCAAAAUUUGAUAGUCAGACAUGUUUAAGCAGAACGUUAAUCGUUGGUCCAUCAGCUCGCGUAAUGCUCAUCAAAAAUAUAGAUCUGUCAGAUGGAUUGGUCAAUGGUGUAUUCGGUACCGUUUGCAAAAUCACCUUUGAAGGGAACGUUCAGUUUCCCAAAACCAUUUUGGUUAAGUUUGACAAUGACACAAUCGGCAGGAAACUGAGGAGUAGGUCUAUAUGCUUUGAGCCUCAAUUUCAACAAGCAACACCCAUAGAUGCUGUGGAAGACAAAGUAAUGACUGGUGGAUCUAGACGCCAAUACCCGUUACGCCUAGCAUGGGCCUGUACCAUACACAAAGUUCAAGGUUUAACUUUAGAAAGAGCUGUAGUGUCCCUUAAAAGGAUAUUUGCAGCUGGCCAAGCAUAUGUAGCAUUAAGCCGAGUAACGUGUGAGGAAAACCUUAUCAUUCAAGACUACGCAGCCAAAGCCUUCUAUUCGAAACCAGACAUCGACAUUUCCCUGCAAAAAAUGGAACCAUUCAUUGCAACUCCACCAGCAGAAAUAACUUCAACCCUCAAAAUAUGCCUCCACAACAUUCAAGGUCUAUGUCAACACAUGGAAGACCUUAAACAUGACCAGAGAAUCUUGAGUGCUGACAUCAUUUGCGUGACAGAAACAUGGCUGGAGCAAAGCACAUCAGUCAGUUCCAUUGAAAUGCCAGGUUGGACUUUUAAUCACAAACUCCGGUCCCAAUCCUACCAUAACAUGACCCAAUUCCAAGACUUGGUAAACAAACGGCACGGUGGUGUGGGCUACUAUCACAAAGACCACAUCACUUGUAACAUUAUACACAUGCCGUGCAGUGACUUGGAAGCCAUCAUGUUUAAUGUUCAGCCUUUGAAUUACAAUUUCAUUGUGCUGUACAAACCGCCAUCAUAUCAACUCGCCUUAUUCAAACAAAAUCUCGCUUUGGUAAUGCAACAAUUUAACCAACUUUCAGGAGGAAAGGUAAUUAUGGGUGACUUCAACGACAAUGCCCUUGUUUCUAAAUCUGCAGAAAAUUUCAUGCAACAACAAGGUUACACCCAAAUUGUCUCUUCGCCAACAACAGAAAACGACACAACAAUUGAUCACGUUUACAUUCGUGACAUUAGUCCCACUGAUAUCAAAGUGCAAAUUCUGUCCACCUACUACUCCGAUCAUGAGUGCCUCUGUUUAGAUUUCCUUCUGUAACUGGUUAGCUCGUUUAGCUCGCAGGUUUUAGCACUACCCAAUAUUUUAAAUGUUUUGUCUGUCUUUUCUAUUUAUUCAAAUAAAUAAUAAAUAUUAAAUAUUAUAUAUUUUUUAUUUUUUUACAUUUUCUAUUUUUUCCAAUAAAUCAUGAAUUUUCUCCCCAUAAUUUUUUUAUGGAUUUGCCCCUCUAAUGAAAGCCAUAGAUAUGGUUUUUUUUU
Molecule: messenger RNA, 7847 nt
Organism: Gadus chalcogrammus (walleye pollock)
Lineage: Eukaryota; Metazoa; Chordata; Actinopteri; Gadiformes; Gadidae
Exons: 2
Coding region: 1-7629 (2542 amino acids)
Biological process (GO): DNA repair; telomere maintenance
Molecular function (GO): DNA helicase activity; ATP hydrolysis activity
Source: RefSeq, a predicted model, not a curated record